GUAUGCUGCUGGCAAAUUAAAUCAAUUGGAGCUGAUUUACUGUUUUUUGUAGUAUUGUAUGUCCAACAAUGAAAAACAUUUAAAUUCGUUAAUAUAAAAAAUUGUAAUAUAAAUAAUAUAAUAUAAAUCGGGACGCGGGCCGCCAGUUGGGGAGCCCUGAGUAUGGCCUAGCUAGCAGAAGGCAAGUGAUGGAGAGAAGGCCAGCCUCAGUUGGACCGAUUGCGUUAGCUACCCAUACUGAGCCCAUAUGUAUGUGUAUUUAUUCAUUUUCAGGCGUACAACUUUAAGUCCGUUAUAUUUUUACAGCGUGGGUUAGCGUUAGCUAGUUCAUUCUCGUGAUGAAUGCGCAAAUAUCAGGCGGGACCGGUGUUGGUACAACCGCUAACGUUAGAUCAAAUUUGCCUAACGUUAGAUCAAAUUUGCAAGGACCUAGUUCAGGUAACGGGAAAAGGAUGACGUCCAAAAAAACGCGUUCAAAAAAGGGGAAAAGAAGAAAGAGACGGAGGAGUAAAAAGACGAAGACCAACAAAACACCACCAUAUUUACCACCGGAGGCUGAAGAAGGAAACAUUGAAUAUAAGCUGAAGUUGGUGAACCCCACACAAUACCGAUUUGAACACCUGGCCACCCAGCUAAAAUGGCGUCUUCAAGAGGGACGGGGCGAGGCAGUGUAUCAGAUUGGGGUGGAAGACAAUGGUCUGCUUGUCGGACUGUCAGAGGGAGACAUGAGAGCCUCGCUGAAGACCCUACGGAGGAUGGCAGAGAAGGUUGGUGCUGAGAUCACACUUCUACGGGAAAGAGAGGUGGAUUACGAUUCAGACAGAAACUGCCGGAAAAUCUCAGAGGUUCUUGUCCGAAAAGUUCCAGAUGACCAACAGUUCUUGGACCUGCGUGUGGCGGUACUGGGAAACGUGGACUCGGGGAAGUCCACGCUGUUGGGCGUGCUGACUCAAGGCGAGCUGGACAACGGGCGAGGUCGGGCACGCCUCAACCUCUUCAGACACCUUCAUGAGAUCCAAACGGGCAGGACAUCAAGCAUCAGCUUUGAGAUUUUGGGCUUCAAUAGCAAAGGGGAGGUGGUGAACUACAGUGACUCCCGUACAGCCGAGGAGAUUUGCGAGAGCUCUUCUAAGAUGAUCACCUUCAUUGACCUGGCUGGCCACCACAAGUACCUGAAAACCACAAUUUUUGGCCUCACCAGCUACUGCCCAGACUUCGCCAUGCUGGUGGUCAGUGCCAACACAGGCAUAGCUGGCACCACCCGCGAGCACCUGGGCCUGGCCAUGGCACUAAAGGUGCCCAUCUUUAUCGUGGUCAGCAAGGUGGACUUGUGUGCCAAAGGAACAGUGGAGCGCACAGUACGCCAGCUGGAGCAUGUCCUCAAGCUGCCCGGCUGUAACAAAGUGCCGAUGGUGGUGGCCAGCCCAGACGACGCCGUCACAGCCGCCCAGCAGUUCGCUCAGUCCUCCAGCAUCACACCCAUCUUCACCCUGUCCAGCGUGUCUGGAGAGAGUCUGGCCCUGCUUAAGGUCUUCUUCAACAUCCUGCCGCCUCUCAGCAACAGCAAGGAGCAGGAGGAGCUCAUGCAGCAACUCACUGAGUUCCAGGUAGAUGAGAUCUAUACCGUACCAGAUGUGGGGACAGUGGUGGGAGGAACUCUCUACAGUGGGGUGUGUCGCGAGGGGGAGAGGUUGGUGGUUGGCCCUACGGACGAGGGUCGUUUCCUGAGGCUGAAGGUGGGCAGCAUCCAUAGGAACCGCUCGGCAUGCAGGGUGCUGAGAGCCGGCCAAGCCGCCACACUGGCCCUCGGCUACUUUGACCGCUCGCUGCUCCGCAAGGGUAUGGUGAUGGUCAGCCCGAAGAUGAACCCCACCAUCUGCUGGCAGUUUGAGGCGGCCAUCGUCCUUCUCUUCCACGCCAAAACAUUCCGUCGGGGCUUCCAAGUGACUGUGCACGUGGGGAACGUAAGACAGACGGCUACCGUGGAGUGCCUGCAUGGAAAAGAGGAGCUGCGCACAGGAGAGAGGGCUGUGGUCUGCUUUCGCUUCAUUAAACACCCCGAGUACCUCCGCAUGGGCGCCAAGUUGCUCUUCAGGGAGGGCGUGACCAAGGGCAUCGGCCAUGUCACCAGCCUCCUGCCUGACUCUCAUGACCAGAACCAGAUCCAUGACCAGAACCAGAGGGAGAUAGAGAAAUAGAGAGGAGGAUAAAGGAGGGAAAGAGAGGAA
Molecule: messenger RNA, 2228 nt
Organism: Oncorhynchus masou masou (cherry salmon)
Lineage: Eukaryota; Metazoa; Chordata; Actinopteri; Salmoniformes; Salmonidae
Product: GTP-binding protein 2-like
Exons: 12
Coding region: 339-2198 (619 amino acids)
Biological process (GO): translational elongation
Molecular function (GO): translation elongation factor activity; GTPase activity; GTP binding
Source: RefSeq, a predicted model, not a curated record